AAGCAUCUUUGAAUUCAAAACCUACCUCACAAUAUCUACCACCUCCUUUCUCUUACUAUUUAACCUCAUCGGAUUCUUUGAUUUCUUCACGUUUGAGUAUUGAAAUUAAACCGGAAAUCAUGAGAGGGGAGGACGGCAGAGGAGCGUAUUCGGAGAACAACUCCGAUACCGAGAGUAUUUCCAGCGACAGAACUGCAGGCUUCAGCGGACCUUUAGGUGCGCCUCUCAAACAGAAGAAAGGUUCCAAGAAGAGUGCACGGUUUAAUAUUCCUCCGGAGAUGGCCAUGACGAAGACCAACUCUACGGGGAGCAGUGUCAACUUUAAUACUGGUGCUGAUGAUUACGUGGAGAUUACUCUGGACAUCCGGGAUGACUCUGUAGCAGUGCAUAGCGUGCAGGGUGCAGGGGGAGUGGAGGGCGAAGAUCACGAGCUGGCGCUAUUGGCCAAGAGGACUCUGGAGGGAAAAAGCUCCGGCUUCGGCUCCACUUUGCUCCGGAAUACGUCAGCUCAACUCAGGCAGGUCUCCCAAGAACUGAAGCGUGCGCUCUCCAGAAGACCUUCUGCUGCCAGACGCUUUGACCGGACAAAAUCCGCCGCCUCUCACGCCUUGAAAGGUCUCAAGUUCAUCACCACCAAGACUGGCGCCUCCGGAAAUGGAUGGUCCGCCGUGGAGAAGCGGUUCGAUGAGCUAACGGCCUCCACCAACAGCCUUCUUCCCUGUUCACAGUUUGGGGAAUGCAUAGGGAUGAAUAAAGAAUCCAAGGAAUUUGCGGGUGAGCUGUUUGCCGCGCUUGCUCGUCGGCACAACGUGAUCGGUGAUUCAAUCAACAAAACACAGCUCAAGGAGUUCUGGGAACAGAUUUCCGACGAGAGUUUUGACUCUAGACUCCAGAUUUUCUUUGACAUGGUGGAUAAAGACGCAGAUGGAAGGAUAACGGAGGAAGAAGUAAGAGAGAUUAUUGGCAUGAGUGCCUCUGCCAACAAGCUUUCCAACAUUCAGAAGCAGUCUCAGGAAUAUGCAGCGCUGAUCAUGGAAGAAUUGGACCCAGACAAUGCUGGAUACAUAAUGAUUCAUAACCUGGAAAUGCUGCUGCUGCAAGUACCAAAUCAAUCGGUGAGAAUCUCGGAUAGCCGGAUUCUGAGUCAAAUGCUCAGCCAGAAGCUGAAACCUACCCAAGAGACCAACCCCAUAAAAAGUUGGUAUGAGGAGGCCAAGUAUUUCUUAAUGGAUAACUGGCAAAGGGUCUGGAUUAUGAUGUUGUGGCUGGGAAUCCUGGCUGGUCUAUUCACCUACAAGUUCUUGGCGUACAAAAAGCAUCCUUCAUUUCAUGUGAUGGGCUAUUGUGUUUGCGUUGCCAAGGGAGGGGCAGAGACUCUCAAAUUCAACAUGGCUCUAAUUUUACUCCCCGUCUGCCGCAACACCAUCACUUGGCUCAGGAACAAGACCAAAUUGGGGGUCGUCGUUCCUUUUGAUGACAACCUCAAUUUCCACAAGGUUAUUGCGCUUGGAAUCAUUGGUGGACUCAUACUCCAUGCUGGUACUCAUUUAACUUGUGAUUUCCCACGGCUUCUUCACGCCACUCAACAACAGUAUGAGAUGUAUUUGAAGGACUACUUCAACGUGAAGCCUCCGAACUACUGGUGGUUUGUGAAAGGAACGGAAGGGUGGACAGGCGUUGUGAUGGUGGUGCUGAUGGCAAUCGCCUUCACACUAGCCACCCCUUGGUUCAGGCGCAACAAGCUCAACCUACCCAACUUCCUCAAGAAGCUUACUGGCUUCAACGCAUUUUGGUAUUCUCACCACCUCUUUGUGAUUGUCUAUACCCUCCUCGUUGUCCACGGCAUCGAGCUCUAUCUCACCCAUGAAUGGUACAAGAAAACGACAUGGAUGUAUUUAGCCAUUCCGAUUCUCCUUUAUGCAUCCGAGAGGUUAAUCAGGGCUUUCCGAUCCAGCAUCAAGGCAGUCAAGAUCCUGAAAGUGGCGGUUUAUCCUGGAAAUGUGCUCACAUUGCAAAUGUCAAAGCCACAAGGUUUCAAAUACAAGAGUGGGCAGUACAUAUUCGUGAAUUGUGCUGCUGUGUCUCCUUUUGAAUGGCAUCCAUUCUCCAUUACGUCGGCACCAGGUGAUGACUACGUCAGUGUCCACAUUAGGACAUUAGGAGAUUGGACACGCCAGCUCAAGACUGUUUUCUCUGAAGUGUGUCAGCCUCCACCUGCCGGAAAGAGUGGUCUCCUCAGAGCCGAAGGAAACAGCGCUGUUAGCUUCCCAAAGAUCUUAAUCGACGGUCCAUACGGAGCCCCGGCACAGGAUUAUAAGAAAUACGAGGUGGUCCUGUUGGUGGGGCUCGGGAUAGGGGCAACCCCGAUGAUCAGCAUUGUAAAGGACAUUAUAAACAACAUGAGGGUGGAAGAGGAUGAGGAGAGUGGGAACGGGAACAGGAAAGGGUCAACAUUCAACACCAAAAAGGCCUACUUCUACUGGGUGACUAGGGAGCAGGGCUCGUUUGAAUGGUUCAAAGGGAUAAUGAAUGAGGUGGCGGAGAUGGACGAGAGAGGGGUGAUAGAGCUGCACAACUACUGUACUAGCGUGUAUGAGGAAGGGGAUGCUAGGUCUGCCCUCAUCACCAUGUUACAGUCCCUCCACCAUGCCAAGAAUGGGGUGGACGUGGUGUCGGGCACCCGUGUCAAAUCCCACUUCGCGAAGCCCAAUUGGCGCCAGGUCUACAAGAAGAUCGCCCUCCAUCAUCAAGAAUCUAGAAUUGGUGAGUUCACAAUUCACACCUACCCCACGACCACAAACCCCAACUACCCCACUUUUGGUUUUAGUCAUUUUUCAAUCACAUCACGCAUGUGCUCAAUGUAUAUUUUGUCUUUCAUUUUUGAAGGAGUUUUCUACUGUGGGGCACCAGCACUCACAAAAGAGUUGAGGCAACUGGCUUCGGAUUUCUCCCACAAGACAACUACAAAGUUUGAUUUCCACAAGGAGAACUUCUAGGAAAAAUCAACUUGAUUACGAUAAGAGAUGCUUUCGUUCACGGCAGCCUAGAAGAAAUUUGAUUUCGUAGAGAUUCAUCCUAUACCUUCAAUUGGAAAUAUUGUCACUUUUUUUUUUCUUUCUUGCAUUUUAUUCUUAUUUGAUUAAUUUCUUAUCUAUAUAGAAUAUUAAUUACAAAAUGUGAAGCAAUAAUAUUAAUUUCACAAGGAGAGCGCCUAGAGCGCAGCUAAUGUAAUUUUUGUAUUAUAGAUAUAUUUUUUAUAAUUUUUCUAUUUUUUGCAAAAAAAAAUGAAAAUUGCAUUCUUGG
Molecule: messenger RNA, 3303 nt
Organism: Rubroshorea leprosula
Lineage: Eukaryota; Viridiplantae; Streptophyta; Magnoliopsida; Malvales; Dipterocarpaceae
Source: the annotation of a GenBank genome assembly